Molecule: messenger RNA, 953 nt
Organism: Symbiodinium natans
Lineage: Eukaryota; Dinophyceae; Suessiales; Symbiodiniaceae
Source: the annotation of a GenBank genome assembly
AUGUGUCCAAGUCAUGGACUUCACGACGGGGUGGCGGCUGACUACGGCCACUGCAGCCCGCAGAAACUCAACGAGCUGCGCGACGAGAUACAACGCUACUACUUCACCGACACAGCAACACACAACUACAGCAAGGCGCGCUGGCCAGAGAAACCUCGCGUACUGACAUCUUGCCCGCGCUUGGACACCCACGAUAUCUUUCGCUCGAUCGACGUUGGGCGACCUUUGGUGACAACGGCUGUCACGAGCAACCUCCAGCGCAGGUGUCUGCAGACAGAAGCCUGUAUUUGGAAGAACUUGGACUUCAAUGUGUCGCUUGUCCACCUGAGCGACUUUGUGGUCGGAGCUUCGCCCGAAAUUUGGGAGGAGGGCAAGCGUGUAGACCAAGCGAGCCUCACUGGAUUUGUAUCGAUGCCGGAUGGUACAAGAUGUGUCAUCCCCUGUAACUCUUCGACCCCUCAUGGCGCACAUUGCAGGCAAAGUUUGCCGAAUUGGGAUCAGUAUCCGACAUGCAAAGGCUGCUUCCGAAAUUGGGGCGUUGAUUACAUGCCUUUGCGCACACUUCUUGCGGCCGCCAACGUCUCCCUGGAUGAAAAGACGGGCAAUACUUCCCUUCCUCGCCGAUUCUGGGGUUCGCUUCUGCGUGUCAACGUGCACUACUCCAACCAGAAGGACUUGUGGACCUCGCUACCGCCGGCUCUGCGCAUGAGCUACACCUACACCAUCACUCUGCAUCGAGACGAGGAGUGGCAGAUAGAGAUCCACUACUCCUUUGAUCAGCAAGAGCGCCGCCUCAUGAGGCACGCAGGACUCCGGUUUGAAUUCACCUUCGAUGGAACUCUAGCCGAUCUGAACGCCAUCUACCUGCUCCAGACCCUCGGAGGGAUCAGCGUGUUCUGGUACGUGUUCAUGAUCAUUGUGGACUACCUCAUACUGUGGAUUUAUGAGUACUC